AUGGCUGGGAUCUUUCGAACCAUCUAUGACUGGCUCCUGAGGAUGUUCUGGGCCACCGAGAUGGAUGUCACCAUGAUCGGCCUGCAAAAUGCAGGCAAAUCCUCCUUGCUGCGGGUAUUGGCGGGCGGGGAAUUCACGGUCGACUCCAUUCCGACCAUCGGUUUUAAUACCAAGCGUGUCCAGAAGGGCCAUGUGACACUGAAAUGCUGGGAUCUAGGUGGUCAGCCUCGCUUUCGUCCUAUGUGGGAACGGUACUGCCGGGGUGUCAACGCGAUCGUCUAUAUCGUGGAUGCCGCCGACCGGGCGGCCUUGCCAGCGGCUACCGAUGAGCUGCACGAGCUGGUGACCAAGCCCACUCUGGAUGGCAUCCCGCUGCUCGUGCUGGGCAACAAGUCGGAUUUGCCGAACAAGCUGUCGGUGGACCAACUCAUCGAUGCGAUGGAUCUCAAGUCCAUCACGCACCGUGAGGUUAGUUGCUAUGGCAUCAGCGCCAAGGAGGAAACCAACCUUGACGCCGUGCUCCACUGGCUGAUUGCGCGCGCCAGCCGGUGA
Penicillium chermesinum is the source of this 552-nucleotide messenger RNA. Its product is annotated as ADP-ribosylation factor-like protein. Gene Ontology annotation, cellular component: lysosomal membrane. Gene Ontology annotation, molecular function: GTP binding; GTPase activity. The coding region runs from base 1 to 552 and encodes 183 amino acids. The transcript has 6 exons. Lineage: Eukaryota; Fungi; Ascomycota; Eurotiomycetes; Eurotiales; Aspergillaceae. Gene Ontology annotation, biological process: protein transport. The record is from RefSeq and is a predicted model, not a curated record.